Messenger RNA from Cryptomeria japonica (Japanese cedar), 1103 nucleotides. Its product is annotated as pyridoxine/pyridoxamine 5'-phosphate oxidase 2. Gene Ontology annotation, biological process: pyridoxine biosynthetic process. Gene Ontology annotation, molecular function: pyridoxamine phosphate oxidase activity; FMN binding. The record is from RefSeq and is a predicted model, not a curated record. The transcript has 7 exons. Bases 110 to 703 code for a protein of 197 amino acids. Lineage: Eukaryota; Viridiplantae; Streptophyta; Pinopsida; Cupressales; Cupressaceae.
GGGUUCAUUUGUAUAUAUGUAAUUGCAAUUAUCUCAAAAUGGAGACACAACUAAAUGGGAAUCAGCAGGACUAUUGCAAUAUUCCCCAUUACAAAUUUAUUCACUGAAUAUGGGAUCCACGGCUCCUUGGAGGCAAUUGCUUUCAAAAUCACUGGACUCCAAUUCUAGUCUCAGGCAUGCUACCUACUUUCAACUUGCCACUGUCAGACCCGAUGGAAGACCAGCCAAUAGAACAGUGGUUUUCAGAGGGUUUAUGGAGGGUACCAAUAAACUUCAAGUUACUACGGAUUCUCGCACUCACAAGGUUGAAGAGAUUCGUCAUUGUCCUUAUGGGGAGGUGUGUUGGUAUUUUACUGAUUCUUGGGAGCAGUUUCGCAUCCAAGGGAAACUUGAUAUCAUUGAUGAAACAGACACUGAACCAAUGAGGCUUUUGAUGAGAGAGAGAGCUUGGUUCGCUAGCUCCCCAAGGUCAAGAUUACAAUUUUUGGGGCCUCAGCCUGCCUUGCCUGUGCUACACACUGAAGCAGAAACAAAACAUUCUCUGGAUCCAUCUGCAGGGCCAGUUGGAACAUUUUGUUUGCUAACAUUAGAUCCAGAGCAGGUGGACUACUUAGAUCUGAAGAACAAUCAACGUAUUGUGUUUAAACUUUUCACUCAAAGUAAUGGCAUUCAUGAGUGGAUGCAAGAAGAAGUCAACCCUUAAGUUCAGCCCUUUUAUCUAGAAACAAGGAUGGUCAAGUAAAUUCACCCCUUCUAUCUAGAGACAAUGAAUGGCAGCCAUGUUAAUUAAUGGUUCAUGUGUGUCUACAUGCAACAGAUUUGACAGAACAACUGUAUGAUUAUUCUUUACAAGAUCCAAUUUUCAUGUGUCCUUGAAUUAUAUGUUCGGAUCUAUGUUCGAUGUGUCAAUGUGGAACUGAUCUGAUUAUUGCAAUGCCAUCGGCUCUCGUAACUAUGACAAGUCUCUCAAAGCCUUUUAAUCCCCAAGCGAAAGAAGUUUGAUAAUGUGUCUGUAUUUUUAUUUUAACCAGGCACCACUGUGAUAACCAUCGUUGUAAAUGGUUAGCUAGGCAUAAGUUCUAUAAGAAUUGAUUGGUUUUUUA